Molecule: messenger RNA, 375 nt
Organism: Prorocentrum cordatum
Lineage: Eukaryota; Dinophyceae; Prorocentrales; Prorocentraceae
Source: the annotation of a GenBank genome assembly
AUGCACUCUACUGAAACAAGCGUUUGGGGCCCCAAUGGAUCCAUACGUUUUUUCCAUGGUUUUCCAGAUUCACCUGAGGCCAUCGCCAUUGCUACGGAGGCCGCGUCGCGCGCCAAUACUGUUAUGGUUAUUGAGGAUUCGGAUCACAUCUACGAUCACGUGAAGGCAAACCUUGAUGCCUACCAUCAUUUCGCGACGCCAGGGAGCUACUUCCUCGUGCAAGACACGCGCCUGGGAGGGCCGCACCAAGCGCUGCGUAAUUUCCUUGAAAGCGCCAGCGGAGCUUGUUAUGACAUCGACAAGCGCUGGGAAUAUUUCAUAUAUUCGCAGCAUUUCGAUGGAUUUCUGAGGCGGAGGAACAACUGCACAACGUAA